UAGCGAAGGACACACGACUGUGUCGCAGUAACGGACUAGCGAAGGACACACGAUCGCAGGAUGAGGCGACCGACCUCCGAGGAGCUGGACUGUCUAGUGUACAACACGACUGCCGGUCGUCUGCUGUGUCUGAACGAUGUCAAGGCCAGGCUCUACCUGCCCGUCACUGUCUUCCUGGGGGUGCUCAUCAUCAUCGGCACCAUCGGCAACGCCACGGUGUGCCUGGUGUACUGCAAGCGGAAGUCACGUGUCUCCUCCCACUACUUCAUCCUCUACCUGGCCGCCCUUGACCUUGUGACCUGCGUCAUCGGGAUGCCGACGGAGAUUGCCGACCUGGUGCUGCCCUACACGUUCGACUCGCCCUGGGCCUGCAAGAUCCUGAGGUUCACUCACUCCAGUACCAUCAUCGCCAGCAGUACCAUCCUCAUAGAGGUGGCCUUUGACCGUUACUACCGGAUAUGCCAGCUGGGCCGUCAGUUCACACCAAACAAGUCCCAGCUCCUGUGUAUGGGAGCCGUAAUUCUGGGCCUCGUCUGCUCCGGGCCUACGUUUAUUCUCUUCGGCAAGAAAACCGUCAUCAGGAACUUAAACGGGAACAUCCUGAAGGGGAACGACUGUUCCACCGACGACUCGAUGCGUCGGACCAUCUACCCGACCAUCUACUACGUGUUCCUGUUCUCCCUGUUCGGUAUCACCGUCAUGUUCUUCGCUGUGCUCUACUCCAAGAUCGGGCUGACUAUCCUGGGCAGGAAGCGCCUGCAUAUGGGGUCAGUGACCUCCACCACGUCCUCCAGUAAAGCCCUGCUCAGGACCGGCUCUAAGAAAGAUGCGCCCUCAGAACAGCCGAGUUCUGACCUCUCUUCUGAGCAGGACGACGCCAACGGUGCUUCAACAGCCAGCGGCAACAGCAACCACAGUAACCACAGCAACAACAGCAGCGCCAGCGCCUGCAGUGUGGCCAGCACGUCCACAUCAUCAACCAUCAUCUCCACGCCUGUGUUCAGCAGCAUCAGACGCCACGGCAAACGUCUGCGUCCUCUGGAAGACGGGGCACAGUGGGUGCACCCGGGCAUCACUUACAAGCGCAACAGCGCCGGACUCAACAUCAUCACCAGCCUGCCCCUACCCCCCGCCAUCAUGCCAGACGUCGUCAUAGAAACCCCCAACCCCAGCGUGACUCUUGACGUCAUCAACAACAACGAAGAAAACGCUCACAAUUGUAAUAAAACGGAACCCGGACUUCCGACCAAUCAAAUCACACCUGUCAUCGAAGGCUCCGCCUUGACACGAACACCAAGCCGGAAAAACGGCCGGACCCGGUUUUUCUACCGCAACUUUCACCACCAGACCCACCAACACCCCGUGGACACGACGGACGACGAGGACAGCGUGGCCCACGGGCAAGGCGACCACAAGCACCAGCAGAGUCUCAAAGACCGCAUCAACCAGCGCAACACCCAGCGACAGCUACGCGUGGGGAAGACCACCACGGUCCUCUUCGCCGUGACCUUGGCCUACAUCCUCAGCUUCCUGCCGUACCUGACGGUCAUGGUGCUCCGGAGCGUCAUCCGUGACCUUGAGGAGAACCUCAGCCCAGUGGGGGAGCUGGCCUACAAACUCUGCGUCAAGUCGUUCUUCAUCAACAACGCCAUCAACCCCCUCAUCUACAGCUUUCUCAACCAGACGUUCAGGCAAGACGCCAAGCUCAUGCUCAGCAAGUGUUGCGGCAGGAGAAACAACUUCACAUCCAGGCCACGGGUUCGGGCCCAGCACACACCAGAGGCAGUGUAAGCGUUGACAACAUCCUCCACAAACACUAAAAUAUUCCGGACGAAACAAUCAGUCAAAUACUGCCUAAAAGCAGAUGUCUCAUACGCUUGAUUUGCCACGAAGCAAAGAACAAAGAUACCUCACUCGCUUAAUAAACAAAUAACAAUGACAAUAAACACGGGUACAUUGGAUAUUUUGUUACUUGACAUAUAUAUAGUGCCAGAUUACCGUAAAGUAUGAUGAUAAACUGACAUUACCUGGUCUAAUUAUGCUAAUCACUAUGGUAUCAAUAUACCAAUGACAUGCAUAAGGUUCCAGUGAAACGAAUAACACGCCAGGUAUACAAAUGACAUGCAUUUGAUUCCAAAUAAGGAAUAUGGUGUCAUAUAAACCACAUGCAAAUGGUGCUAAAUAAACUACUGAUGUACCAGAUAUACACAACACAAGUUCAAAGAUCUGAUUUGUUGCAGAGACUAUUAUUUGAGCCGAGUAACACAUGCGUUUAUCGUGUAUCGCUGUGAUUAAUGUGUGAGUUGGGUAGGUAGUAUGAUAGUUUGGUCGCUACAUGUUUCCUGCUUCUGAUAUUAUAUUUAGUUCUGGUAUUUAGUGUAACCUUUUCGUCACUAGCGCAACUGGUUUUGCUGCUAGGGGCGUGUGAGUAGAUUAACUAGUCUGCUGUUUGUUCUAGUGGUGUAUGCUGCAGUGUUAUUAUAACGAAAUGGUGUGUAUGCUGUGGUGUUAUUACAAGGAAGUGUUGUGUGUGCUUUAAUGUAAUGUAUGCUCUAAGAAUGAGCAGCUUUUAACUACCAUGUAUUUGAUUGUACAAAGCUGUAAGAAAGUGAGAGUUGUAUUUUGAUGAAAUCUUAUAUGAAUGAUAAUGUCAAUACGCUAAUGUUAUU
Molecule: messenger RNA, 2669 nt
Organism: Physella acuta
Lineage: Eukaryota; Metazoa; Mollusca; Gastropoda; Physidae
Product: muscarinic acetylcholine receptor M3-like
Biological process (GO): G protein-coupled receptor signaling pathway; cellular response to hormone stimulus
Cellular component (GO): plasma membrane
Molecular function (GO): G protein-coupled receptor activity; peptide binding
Source: RefSeq, a predicted model, not a curated record